AUGGAAAUUGAGAAAGACGGAAGUGUUCGAUGGCCGAAGCCUAUUAGGACUGGCCCCAAAAAGAGAAACAAGGAGUUGUACUGCAAGUUUCACAAGGAUACAGGACAUAAGACCGAUGAUUGUCGGCAGUUGAAGGAUGAGAUUAAGUUUUUGAUCUGGAAAGGCAAAUUGACCAGGUAUACUAGGGAUACAGAUAGGAAUCCCCGUGACAAUGAUAAUCGUGGAAAAGACAACGAUGAUAGGGAUAAGAGAAAUCAGCCUAGAGGGCCUGUGAUCAAUGUAAUCUCUGGAGGACCGACCGCAGCAGGCCUAUCUAGUAACUCACGAAAAGCUUAUGCUCGUGAAGUGAUGUGCAUUGUUGGAGAGCCCCCGAAGAGGGCAAAAAUUGAGUUUGCUCUAGCAUUCGACAAUUUAGAUCUUGACAGAGUUAAAUUUCCCCAUGAUGAUCCUUUCGUAAUCACCCCGAUGAUUGGAAACUCUUAUGUUAAAAGGGUACUCGUUGAUAGUGGAGCCUCAGUAGAUAUCUUAUUUCAUGAUGCAUAUGAGAAGAUGGGAUAUUCUGAUUCGCCAUUGACACCUUCAGAUAUGCCUAUAUACGGCUUUAAUAACGUGGAGACAAAUAUUGAAGGUAUGAUCCAACUACCCGUGACAAUGUGCAUCGAGCCUAGACAAGCCACAUGUAUGCUGAAUUUUUUGGUCGUUAAGGCUUCAUCAACCUACAAUGCUAUCCUUGGGAGGACUGGGAUACAUGCUUUUAAAGCAAUCCCAUCCACCUACCACUUGAAGAUCAAAUUCCCUACCAAGAACGGACUGGGAGAAGAAAUAGGAGAUCAAAAAAUGGCUAGAAGUUGUUAUGUGGGGGCUCUAAAAUCUGGAGGGACCGGGGGGCAGGUUCUCCCAAUUGAGGACUUGGAUGUCCGAGAAGAAGAGGAAAGGAGAGGGAAACCUGUUGAGGACUUGGUUCCCAUCUCCCUGUAUCCGGAUGAGCCCGAGAAGGUGACCUAUGUAGGGGCGUCGCUCCCCGAGGAUAUGAAAUCCGAAUUUGUGAAAUUUUUGAGGAACAACCGGGAUGUGUUUGCUUGGACCGCUGCUGAUAUGCCAGGGAUUGAUCCCCUCUUUAUGACACACACGCUUAAUGUGAACCUAGAUAGAAAACCCGUGAAACAAAAGAAGUGA
Molecule: messenger RNA, 1176 nt
Organism: Daucus carota subsp. sativus
Lineage: Eukaryota; Viridiplantae; Streptophyta; Magnoliopsida; Apiales; Apiaceae
Exons: 1
Coding region: 1-1176 (391 amino acids)
Source: RefSeq, a predicted model, not a curated record